Molecule: messenger RNA, 1416 nt
Organism: Pyrgilauda ruficollis (rufous-necked snowfinch)
Lineage: Eukaryota; Metazoa; Chordata; Aves; Passeriformes; Passeridae
Gene: LRRC3
Product: leucine rich repeat containing 3
Exons: 2
Coding region: 99-971 (290 amino acids)
Molecular function (GO): protein binding
Source: RefSeq, a predicted model, not a curated record
GCCCGCAGCAACAGGUGGGGCCGGGCGGGAUCCGCCACCGAACCGGCACCGGCACCGCGCCCAGAGCCCGAGCGAAGCAGCGCCGCUUCCCUUCAGCCAUGGGAGAGGCCUUGCAGGAGCACCCGGGGGCCGUCCUGCUGCCCAGGAGCUGCUGCCGCCCCCGGGGAGCUGCCAGCAGCCAUGCUGAGCUGGCUGCCUGCAAGAUGACCCUCACCACCAGCACCAGCACACCGGCCCCCAGCGUGGCCCAGGCUUUCUUCUGCCUCCUGCUCUGCAUCCCCUGGGGCAGCUCCUGCCCCCCCAGCUGCCGGUGCACGGAGCGGGCAGGGGCCAAGGCCGUCCUCUGCAGCUCCCAGCACCUGGAGGAGAUCCCCAAGGACAUCCCCAGAGACGUGGUGUUCCUCAAGCUGGAUGCCAACAGCAUAACCAGGAUCCCCAGCAAUGCCUUCAGGCACCUCUCCCACCUGGAGGAGAUCGACCUCUCCAGGAACGCCAUCGAGAAGAUCGACAGGGCAGCUUUCAGAGGGGUGGCAGCGGGGCUGAGGAGCCUCGACCUGUCCGGCAACCGCAUCCGCAGCAUUCCCAAGGAGGCCCUGCUGGCUCUCAAGGCCAAGCUCCGGCUGGCCAACAACCCCUGGCACUGCGAGUGUGCCCUGCAGGAGCUGCUGUGGGAGGCGCGGCUGGACCCGGACUCCGUGCGGGACAUCACCUGCCACACGGCCCCGCGGCAGGAGUACGUGGGCAAGCCGCUGCUCCAGGUCCUGGACGCCGGUGCCAACUUCUGCAGCGUGCGCCAGAGGACCACGGACGUGGCCGUGUUCGUCACCAUGUUCGGCUGGUUCGCCAUGGUCAUCGGCUACGUCGUGUGCUACGUGCGCCACAACCGGGAGGGCUCCUGCGGGCACCGGGACCAGCUGGGGACACGGCCGGGCGCCCAGGCCCGUGCAGAGAGCACCAGCACUGCCCUGUAGAGCAGGGCUGGGUGCCAGCUUCAGGCUUCUUCACAGGGAGCCCGUGGGCACCUGGUGGGCAUCAAAGCUUCUCGGCGGGAUUCUGCAGUGCUUUCUUCGGCUGAGUGCCACCAACCCCCCUCCCCAGUGACACUGGACUGAGCGUGAGCAAACGACGCCGGGGAGGGAUCCAGGGACACCCCGUGUGGGCCUGUUCACAGUGACCACGUUCUGGGGACAAACAGCCCCAGCCGGAGCUGGGCUUGCAGGGAAUGCAGCCGCAGUCACACGCUUGUGGUUGGGAGACAACAAGGCAGGGAGAGAUGGGCUGUGGGGCCAGGCGGUCCCUGGGGUGCAGAGGUCACUGCAGAGGGGUCACCCCAUCCUGGCUCCAUUGAGGCAUCAGCCUUGCCAAGGGCAGGACAGCCUCCCCACGGCCCUCACUACCAGGGGAGCUCCAAAACCU